GCACCAGAACACUUCACCAUUUUACAGUUGGAGAAAGAACUACGAACACGGGUUGAUGUUCUAAAUAAGGAGAAACAUGAACGAUUGAAGAAAUUGUCAGAAUUGAAAAGUAGAGAACAACAUUUAUGCGAUAUUUUAUGCGCUACGCCGUAUUACGUACCGACUGGUAGCAUUCCAAGCAAUGAACAACUUGACACGUUACAAGAACAUAUCAAUUCACUGAGAACAGAAAAGGAUUCUAGGUACAAUAUUUUUACUAAGACGAAACAAGAUAUCUUAGACAUUUUGGAAGACUUGGAACAAAGUCCCAAUACUUCAUUUGAACGUGACAUAGUUUGUGAGGAAGAAGACUCAUUUCUGCUAUCUGCUGAGAAUAUGGAUGCUUUAAAAUCACUCCAUACAGAGCUCCAAGACAAGAAGAAGGAGACGUAUUAUCUGGCCGACAGACUGAGAGACAGAAUACAGACGUUAUAUGAUCGGCUAUUGGUUGAUAAAUUGGAACAGAAUAAAUUUUUCACAGAAGCUGUAGGAUAUAAACCCAAAGUCAUUGAAGCUCUCCGAGCUGAAAUUGCUCGCUUAGAAGAGUUGAAGAGACAGAACAUACAAAAGGUUAUUGAAGGAAUUCGUCAGGAGUUGUUGAUAUGGUGGGAUAAGUGUUACUUUAGUCGCCAACAAAGGCACGACUUCACAGCCGCUUAUGAGGGUAAAUUAAUCUUUUCAUAA
Saccoglossus kowalevskii is the source of this 723-nucleotide messenger RNA. Its product is annotated as protein regulator of cytokinesis 1-like. Gene Ontology annotation, cellular component: spindle; mitotic spindle midzone; cytoplasm. Gene Ontology annotation, molecular function: microtubule binding. Gene Ontology annotation, biological process: mitotic spindle midzone assembly; microtubule cytoskeleton organization. The record is from RefSeq and is a predicted model, not a curated record. NCBI's taxonomy places the organism in Eukaryota, Metazoa, Hemichordata, Enteropneusta, Harrimaniidae.